AUGUCUCCAAGCACGGCCGUCAAGGCCGGCCCCGAGCCGGCGGACCGGGUUGUCAUUGGCAUCACGUUCGGCAAUUCGAACAGCUCGAUUGCAUACACGGUUGACGACAAAGCGGAAGUCAUCGCCAACGAGGAUGGCGGUAAGUGCCCCAACCCUUCCUUCUUCCGGAGCAGAGCGUCGACUUGA
Molecule: messenger RNA, 186 nt
Organism: Drechmeria coniospora
Lineage: Eukaryota; Fungi; Ascomycota; Sordariomycetes; Hypocreales; Ophiocordycipitaceae
Exons: 1
Coding region: 1-186 (61 amino acids)
Source: RefSeq, a predicted model, not a curated record